Messenger RNA from Odontomachus brunneus, 2993 nucleotides. It is a transcript of the gene klhl10, whose product is annotated as kelch-like protein 10. Bases 24 to 2036 code for a protein of 670 amino acids. The transcript is spliced from 8 exons. The record is from RefSeq and is a predicted model, not a curated record. NCBI's taxonomy places the organism in Eukaryota, Metazoa, Arthropoda, Insecta, Hymenoptera, Formicidae. Gene Ontology annotation, molecular function: protein binding.
GCGCCUAUUCUUCGAGUUUUGAUAUGGAUAUAGAAGUCAGCACUAGUAAGAAAAAAACCGACACAAAAUGCGACACGAACAGCCAGCGUUUAAUAGCCGAGAGUGGAGGCCGUUGUAUGAGCACGCAGGCCAUGCAAUCGCUCUACGAUUUCCGACAGAACAAUCUGCUUUGCGACGCGAUCUUGCGACUGGAGGACGGCGGUGUCUUUCCGAUUCACCGGGCUAUACUUUCAGCGUGCAGUACUUAUUUCAGGACUCUAUUCACGACAACGUUGCACUCUCGUGAGAAAACUGACGUCCUUUUGCCGGGCGUGACGAGCCUAGUGAUGACUCUUCUGCUCGAAUAUGCAUACCUGCGAUCAAUUGACAUAAAUCGCGAGAACGUGUGCGAGUUAUUGACCACGGCGGAUUACCUGAAUAUUCCGGGCGUAGUCGAUCUGUGCUGCGAUUAUCUGAGAGAUAAUUUGGCGCCAGAAAAUUGCAUCGGCAUGAUGAGAUUCGCCCGUGAACACUUUUGCAAGAAGCUGGAGAACGACGUUUACCGUUUCAUCAUGGGCCACUUCGUGGAGAUAUCUCAGAGGAGCGAGGAGAUCUUGCAUUUACCCAUAGAAGAGCUGCGAUCAUUAGUCGGCGCGGACGAACUGAAUGUGAAGAGCGAACAGACGGUCUGGGAACUGGUGCUGAGGUGGAUAAAUUACGAUCCAGAGUCCAGGAAGGAUCAUAUAGUCGAUCUGAUGCGGAACAUUAGACUCGGUCUUUUGGACACACAGUUCUUCUUGGAGAACGUCAAGGAUCAUCCGUAUGUCCUGGGCAACGACGCAUGCAGACCGAUCAUUAUCGAAACUCUCAAGUUCCUUUACGACCUGGAGAUGAUCACGCAGAAAGACGGGGAGGUUCCAACGCCGGAGAUUGCGCGACCUCGAGUCCCGAAUGAGAUUCUUUUUGCUAUCGGUGGGUGGAGAGGCGGCUCGCCGACAAAUUACAUCGAGACGUACGACACCAGAGCGGAUCGGUGGAUUCCGAUCGAGGAAACGGAUCCGGCCGGUCCGCGUGCUUAUCAUGGACUCGCGGUAGUUGGUUUCGACAUUUAUAUGAUGGGUGGCUUCGACGGGAUCGAUUACUUUAACAGCUGCCGUUGCUUCAACGCGGUGACCAAGGUGUGGCGAGAGGUUGCUCCUAUGAACGCCAGAAGGUGUUACGUUAGCGUCGCGGUUUUGAAUAAUCUGGUUUACGCGAUGGGAGGAUACGACGGAUACGAUCGGCAAAAUACGGCGGAACGUUACAACUACAAAACAAAUCAAUGGUCUCUUAUUGCGCCGAUGAACGUACGGAGAUCUGACGCUAGUGCGACUACUUUGAACGAUAAAAUAUAUAUUACGGGUGGCUUUGACGGGCAUGACUGCAUGAAUACGGCCGAAGUGUACGAUCCAAACACCAAUCAGUGGACGAUGAUAACCGCAAUGAGGUUUCGUAGGAGCGGUGUGUCGUGCAUAUCUUAUCACGGCUGUGUUUACGUUAUCGGAGGCUUCAACGGGAUAUCAAGGAUGUGUAGCGGGGAGAAAUAUAAGCCUUCCACUAACAGCUGGAGUCACAUUCCCGAUAUGUAUAAUCCGCGCAGCAACUUUGCCAUAGAAGUCAUCGAUGACAUGAUCUUCGCCAUCGGCGGCUUCAACGGCGUAACUACGACAUAUCAGGUGGAAUGCUACGAUGAGAAAACGAACGAGUGGUAUGAGGCGACAGAUAUGAAUGUAUGCAGAUCGGCGCUGUCGGCCUGUGUGAUUAUGGGUUUGCCGAACGUCUAUGAUUACAUACACAAGCAUCGCGAGCGACUCAUGGAGGAAAAGCGUCAAAAGUUGCUGGCUCACGAGGUGCGUCGAGGUCAGCAGCAACAGCAGCAGCAGCAGCAACAACAACAACAACAACAGCAGCAGCAGCAGGAGAGGACUCGACAGAAUUUGCAGCUCAAUUUAAUCGUGCCGGCACCGCCGCCUCCACCGCGAACAAACAUGAAUGAUAACAACAAUCGCCGACUUUAAACACGUGGGUUCGUCAUCAUCCUAAAUCAACUGUGUCACAUCUGCGCCCGGCUAAUUGGCCCCAUGCAAAUAUAAGGAUUAUUGUCAGACGUCGACAUGAAGUGACGGUCCGAAGAAGAAGAAGCAGAAGAAAAAAUUUACGGCCAGUGUUGGCCGCAAAAUGUCACAGCUCUUAUAUAUGUCACAUCCGUCUCAUUGUUUCCUCUUGCUUACUCGUGAGGAGGAUAUACUUUCAGACUGCCAUUUACUCAGCUUUGUUAAGUGAAAUUUUUUCUCUUUGAUAUUUCGAAUAUUUUUAUUUUUGCGAUGCGAUUUUACACGUGCUGAAUAUCAAGUCAAUUAAACUGAUUCGACUAUAAACGAAUAUAAACCUAUCUUUCGAUCUAAACCAAAGAAUACUUGUGGAAUAAACGCCACGCGUAAAUAUGCAUCCAUAUCAGCUCAGAUUGGAACUGCAUAUGCAAAGUGCAUAUCGUGCAAAAUGUAACGAAAACAGAUGAUAAACGCGAGGACGAGGAAUACGGCAAACAGAAGUAAAAUCUCGCGAGAUAAUGCCGUGGUAAACACCAACAGAAGGCGUUCGUGCACUACGUGAACAAAUUUCUCUAAUCACGACUUCGUAUGCAAUUGCGAUUGCGAUUGCGUGCAACGGCACGACAUGAAAAUAAAAUUGCAGCAACUCCCGACAAAAGUCGUUGAUUUAUUCAUGGUUCAUCGUGCGAGUGAAAAUCUAACUCGUGUGAUUAUUUUGGACCUCAACGUAUCGCGGACAAAUUAAAGAAGCGGUGAGUGGACAAGAAGAGGUAUUUUUAUUUUCUUGAACAGGUGAUUAAUAUUAUCUACUUCUUAUUUCAUCUUAUUACAAACUGUUAAACAAAAAUUAAAAUUACUUAAUUACAAAGCAGUAAAUGUAUGCUAAGUAUACACAUCGAUACGUUACGCAAUGCGUACUUACGG